This is a messenger RNA of Panicum virgatum (switchgrass), 745 nucleotides long. Its product is annotated as heavy metal-associated isoprenylated plant protein 7-like. The record is from RefSeq and is a predicted model, not a curated record. The transcript has 4 exons. NCBI's taxonomy places the organism in Eukaryota, Viridiplantae, Streptophyta, Magnoliopsida, Poales, Poaceae. The coding region runs from base 7 to 729 and encodes 240 amino acids. Gene Ontology annotation, molecular function: metal ion binding.
UCAAGGAUGCGGCGGAUCAAGGACAUGAUAAUCAUCCCCUUCCGCAGCUGCCGGAAGUCGACGACCGCCGCCGCCGUCCUCGGCGCCGCCCCUCUCGUCGCCGGCUCGGACGAGGAGGAGGACGACGCGCCGCACAUGUACAUCGUCCUGAAGAUGCACCUGCACUGCGCGUCCUGCGCCGCGAAGAUCGAGCGCGUCGUAAUGGACAUCCCAGGGGUGGAGAAGGUCGCGGUGGACGUGGAGGCGGGCCGGGUUACGGUCACCGGGGCGGCGGACGCGGCGGCGGUGGCGACGAGCGUCCAGGUCAGGACGAGGAGGCCCGUCACGGUCGUCAGGGACGGCAGGAGGAGCGGCACCCAAGGGCGUCGGAGCGCCGCGGCGGCGGGAACGCCACGUGAGCACCAACUAGUGCGAGCGCGAGGGAGAUCAACGGCCGCGCAGGUGAGGCCGGUCGCGGCGGCGCGGCAGCAGCCGGAGGACGACGAAAUCGCCGGGAGGCCGCAGGCGCAAGAACAGGCGGCGGCCGGGUGGGCGGCGGAGGUCAGGAUCGCCGGGCUGGGCUACUGCGGCAGAUGCAUCAGCAGGGUCGUCCAGCGCGUGUCGAGACUCCAAGGGGUGAGGGAGAUCAAGCUCAUGCUGCCGGAGCCUGCAACGACGAGGUGCAGGCGCAGCAGCAGCAGCGUGUGCGACAGCCCGAGGAUGAACCAGCAGCAUCUGGGAGAAGCUUAAAGUUCAUGUUUUUUUU